UCAGAGAGGCUGGGUUGUAAUUAAGAAAUACAUCUCUCCCGAUUUAAAAAGCAAUCAGACCCCACGUGUAGACUCUUAAUCUCAGGUUAGCCAAAUUACAUUCUCAAGACACUUCACAUCUUGCACAAUUUUUAAUAUAGACAGAUAUAUCUAACAUUUUUAUAUAAAUAUUGAUAUUUAGGAAGGGUUACUGAUUAGUACUAUUUAGAUGUAGUGUUUUGAAGUCAUAUGUAGAUCACUUGAACAUAAAUCUUCCAUGUCUUCAGCUAACAAGCUCAUGAUGAUGUCGCAAAGCCGCCAUUUUAGCUCUCUUCUCACCGUUCUUAUUUUUAUUUGCUUGGUCUGUACAGUCUCUGCUUCUCCUUCUCUGCACCCAGAUGAAGUGAAAGCCCUCAAGGAUAUUGCAUCCACACUCGGUGUCAAGCACCUGAACCUAAGUGAAGAUCCAUGUCUCACAAAGACUCUGGUGAUAACUCAAGAUGUCCUCAAAGAAGGACAUAACAGCACAAUCAGAUGUGACUGUCAUUUUAACAACAACAAAACUUGUCAUAUCACACACUUUAUCCUUAAGAAAUUCAGUCUUCCGGGUAGACUUCCACCAGAACUCUCAAAACUUCAUUAUCUUGAAUCGAUUGACUUAUGCCUUAAUUAUCUUUACGGCUCAAUUCCUAUGGAAUGGGCCUCACUGCCUUACCUCACAUCUAUCUCUGUUUGUGCGAAUCAAUUAUCAGGAGACAUUCCCAAAGGACUGGGGAAGUUUAUUAACCUCACCCAAUUAAUUCUGGAAGCCAACCAAUUCUCUGGAAUUAUCCCUAAGGAACUUGGGAACCUGGUUAACUUAGAAGGAUUAGCACUCUCUUCUAAUCAAUUAGUUGGAAGCGUACCCGAGACAUUAGGAAGACUAAAAAAUCUGAAAAAUCUCCGUUUUAGCGAUAAUCAGCUUAACGGAUCCAUCCCACAGUUUAUAGGAGACUUAUCUAAACUUAAAAGACUAGAACUCUAUGCCAGUGGCCUUAGAGAACCUAUUCCAGACUCCAUUUUCCGUCUAGAAAAUUUGAUAGACCUGAGGAUCAGUGACACAACUGCUGGAUUGGGACAGUUUCCAAAUAUAAUUAGCAAGAACCUGAAAUAUUUGGUUCUCAGAAACUUGAACUUAACAGGACCUAUCCCAACAACUAUCUGGGAUCUUCCUUCCCAAUCUCAUGGCUUUGUAAGUUUCAUCGAUCUUUCCUUUAAUAGACUGACUGGAGAAAUACCAGCCAAUGCAGUUGCGCCGAAAUAUACAUAUUUGGCUGGAAAUUUGUUGUCAGGAAAAAUUGAAUCAGGACCUUUCCUUACUGCAAGCACCAAUAUUGAUCUUUCUUAUAAUAACUUCACAUGGUCUCCAAGCUGCAGAGAGAAGACGAAUGUAAACACAUACGAAAGCUCGCAGUCAAGAAACAGACUAACCAGACUGCUUCCAUGUUCUGCCAUAAGCCAGUGUCAAAAUUAUAGUAAAUCGCUUCAUAUAAACUGUGGAGGACCUGAUGUAACUAUCGAAAACUCUCGAGGAAGGUUUUUAUAUGAGGGUGAUAACUAUGGACUAACCGGUUCAGCUAUGAACUAUCAUGGGAAAAACUGGGGAUUCAGCAAUACUGGUGACUUUAUGGAUGAUGCAAUAACAGAAGAUGCAUACUCAAUUUCAUCAGAAUCUGCAAAAUAUCCUGAGCUAUACCAGACAGCUCAACGUUCUCCCCUGAGUCUGGCUUACUUUGCGUUUUGUUUUGAAAAUGGAAGCUACAAUGUGAAACUCCAUUUUGCGGAGAUUCAAUUCUCAGAUGAGGAACCAUAUGCUAGGCUAGCCAAACGCUUCUUUAACAUUUACGUUCAGGGGAAGUUGAUUUGGGAGGAUUUCAACAUAAGAGAAGAGGCUAAUGGAACUCACAAGGAAGUUAUAAAAGAAGUGAACACGACCGUGACUGAUAACACUUUAGAGAUACGGCUUUACUGGGCAGGGAAAGGCACAACCAUCAUUCCUAAAAGAGGGAACUAUGGCUCUCUCAUAUCUGCAAUCUCAGUCUGUCCCAGUUCUGAAUCUGAAUGUGGCGUUGAAGUGACGACUUCUCCAGUCACAAAAGAACACAAACCAAGAACGUAUCCUCUCAUUCUCGGAAUAGCAGCCUUGAUACUUUCUCUGGUUUUCAUGAUUUUCGGCGCCUUCUACUGGAAGAAAUGUGUUAGAAAUGCAGAUGCAGGAAAGAGAGGUUCCUUCAGUUUGAAGCAACUAAAAGUUGCAACUGACAAUUUUGAUCCAUUAAACAAGAUUGGAGAAGGCGGCUUUGGAUCUGUUUAUAAGGGGAGAUUACCAGAUGGAACAUUGAUAGCGGUAAAGAAGCUAUCUUCAAAAUCAUGUCAAGGUAACAAGGAGUUUGUAAACGAGAUAGGUAUGAUCGCCUGCCUGCAGCAUCCAAAUCUUGUGAAGCUCUAUGGAUGCUGUUGUGAGAAUAAUCAGCUUCUUCUUGUCUAUGAGUACUUGGAGAACAAUUGUCUUGCUGAUGCAUUAUUUGGAAGAAGCGGUCUAAAACUAGAAUGGGGAACAAGACACAAAAUAUGCGUAGGAAUCGCGAGAGGGCUUGCUUUUCUUCAUGAAGAUUCAGCUGUUAAGAUCAUUCACAGAGACAUCAAAGGGACAAAUGUACUGCUAGACAAGGAUCUGAACUCAAAGAUUUCGGAUUUCGGGUUGGCUAGGCUUCAUGAAGACGAGAAGAGCCACAUUACCACCAGAGUUGCAGGAACAAUAGGCUACAUGGCUCCUGAAUAUGCAAUGAGGGGUUACCUAACAGAAAAGGCAGAUGUUUACAGCUUCGGUGUGGUGGCCAUGGAGAUCGUUAGCGGAAAGAGCAAUGCCAAUUACACACCAGAUAACGAAUGUUGCGUUGGUCUUCUCGAUUGGGCGUUUGUUUUACAGAAGAAAGGAGCCUUCUCUGAGAUUCUGGAUCCGAAGCUUGAGGGAGUGUUCGGUGGGAUGGAGGCAGAGAGAAUGAUAAAGGUGUCGCUUCUAUGUUCCAACAAGUCUCCGACCUUAAGACCAACCAUGUCGGAAGUUGUGAAGAUGCUUGAAGGCGAAACAGAGAUAGAACAAAUCAUCUCAGACCCUGGAGUGUAUGGAGAUGAACUAAGGUUUAAGCAAUCGUCAGAGAUCGUGACAAUUCCUUCGUCUUGUGAAUCUGCUUACGACCUGUACCCUUUUAGUCCAGAGUCCAUUGCUGUCUCUAGACAGUAGUUUAAACAGAGCUUCGAAUCUACGAUGAACCACUCAGACACAAUCACUGAAUCACACUUGGUAAGAUUGUGGAUACUGACACUUGAUUAGUUGGGAAUAAAGUGUUGUCGAAAAAUCAAAACCCAAAAGAUAGUAAAACUUUUGUAUUCACAACCGGUCAACUUCUCCAGUUUUCAAAUGUUGAUAAACAAGCCAAGAAUCGGUUAAAUCAUCUAUGUGCAAACAUCUAACAUAGUUUCGCCAAGAUUACUACUCUACCAUGCAAGUUAGGAGAAGUAACUAUUAUGUUGGAUCAUGUAUUUGACUUCUACGUACGUGGUAAACUAUAUAAAUAUUUUAACCAAAAAAAAACUAUAUAAAUAUGUGCUGAUAUCUCUAUUUGUAUAGUUUCUGCACAAGUUGACUUUUGUGUCUUUGUAGAAUUUUUGGGUGAGAAUUGAUAAAUAUAAUAUCUACGGUCAAAGAAAUAAGGUGGUAAAUUUAGAAAUGGCCUAUUUAGGCCACAACCCACAAUGUCUAUAAUCGAGCAAGUAAUUAGGUGAUCAUGCACGAAUGAUAUGUAUUUUCAUAAUCGGAUAUCGAAGGGUGUUGAAUUUACUUUCAUGUCCAAGAGAAGUGAGAGGGUUGUCAGAAGACGAAUCUAGUGGCAGAUUUUAGUUAAUUGUACUAUAUGAUGUAAUUGCCAGAGAGUGACAGAUUGUGACUGAGUGGAGUUUACAUAGGUACUAUUUAGUAGAGGUUUAGGCUAGACAAGAAUUAUAUGUUUACUAUUGUUCCGUUCAAUCUACUUGUUCCGCUAGAUCCGCAACGAUUGAUCCGCUUUUUCCAUUCGGAACCUAUGGCUGAGAAUAUAAUUGAUGGAAGAACUGCAUUGUGUGUAUCAUCCACUAUACUCUUACCAUUCAGCAAAAAUAUGAUCAAUUUAUGUGUAAAAAGUGGCUCGAUCACUUUUUUAAAAAACGUUUUUUUUUUGUUCUUGUUUUAAGAACCACAAGUGGUUCAUUUCAUCAACUCCCAUUUAGGAGUAGUUCAAAUUUAUCCACUAAUAAUAAAUACAAUAAUAUUGUUUAGUAAUUCAUAUAUAUAUGCAACUUAUUUUAACUAUUAAUUUCUAGACUUAGCUUUAUUAUAUACACAGGAUCAUUAUAUUUCAUUAUAUUAUUUUGGCUAUAUAUAUAUAUAUAUAUAUAUAUAUAUAUAUAUAUCUUAUUAUUUAAAAUAAUAUUUUUGAUAAUGUAAUAUUUACUUUGAUUUUUUUUUAAAUAUUUUUAAGUUGGUGAGUUGGUUAAUAUUAAGUUACUGUAUUCUACUUAUUCAUAUCAUAUAUAAUUUAUAGUUUAUUAAAUCUUAUAGUAUAAAAUAAAUAGCCUGUACAUAUUUAUCUUAAAAUUAAUUAAUUUAUAAAAAAAUACAAAAAAAUAUUAAUUUAAACCUUAUAUAAAUUAUCAUAAAUUU
Messenger RNA from Brassica rapa (field mustard), 4717 nucleotides. Its product is annotated as probable LRR receptor-like serine/threonine-protein kinase At1g29720. Gene Ontology annotation, biological process: protein phosphorylation. Lineage: Eukaryota; Viridiplantae; Streptophyta; Magnoliopsida; Brassicales; Brassicaceae. The record is from RefSeq and is a predicted model, not a curated record. Gene Ontology annotation, molecular function: protein kinase activity; ATP binding; protein binding.